Messenger RNA from Thermothielavioides terrestris NRRL 8126, 267 nucleotides. RefSeq lists its product as uncharacterized. The record is from RefSeq and is a predicted model, not a curated record. The transcript has 2 exons. NCBI's taxonomy places the organism in Eukaryota, Fungi, Ascomycota, Sordariomycetes, Sordariales, Chaetomiaceae. The coding region runs from base 1 to 267 and encodes 88 amino acids.
AUGGACUCGGAAGCGGUCAAGAAGGCCAUCAUCCGGCAAGCGCUGCAGGCCACCAACACGGCGAACGCGCGGACGCUGAUCGAGAACAUCAACGAGAAGUGCUUCGAGCGCUGCGUGCCGAAGCCAGGCAGCUCGCUGUCCAGCAGCGAGCAGACGUGUCUGACGCAGUGCAUGGAGAAGUACAUGGCGGCGUGGAACAUCGUCAACGCGACAUACAUCCAGAGGAUACAGCAGGAGAUCGGCAACCAGAGCAUCACGAACGCAUAG